Molecule: messenger RNA, 987 nt
Organism: Perca flavescens (yellow perch)
Lineage: Eukaryota; Metazoa; Chordata; Actinopteri; Perciformes; Percidae
Product: zinc finger protein 239-like
Exons: 3
Coding region: 178-885 (235 amino acids)
Biological process (GO): regulation of transcription by RNA polymerase II
Molecular function (GO): RNA polymerase II cis-regulatory region sequence-specific DNA binding; DNA-binding transcription factor activity, RNA polymerase II-specific
Source: RefSeq, a predicted model, not a curated record
GAAGAAGAAGAAGAAGAAGAAGAAGCGGAAGUCUCGUUGUUUGACUGGGAUGUGUGGCUGGCGGCGGGAUAGCUGUGCUGUUUGUUAUUAGUGAGUUUGAAGAAGACAGAGCUCCAGAAUCCAGAGUGAGUCCAGCAGCCCCAGUGGAGAUCUGCUGGAUCUCAGGACCAGAGAGGAAUGGAGGAGGACAACCAGAACCAGGAGCAGCGGAGCACCGAGGUCCCCAGAAGACCAGCAGCAGACUGGGACUCUGAUAGCAGCCAUGUUCAGAAACGGAGAGGAGGAGAGGGACCCAAACAUCACCACUGUCAACACUGUGACAAAUCCUUCACAACAUCUGGAUAUUUAAAGAUUCAUCAGAGAGUUCACACUGGAGAGAAGCCGUACAGCUGUGAUCAAUGUGGGGCAGCUUUCACACUACAGAGUACCCUAAAAACACAUCAACGCAUUCACACUGGAGAGAAGCCGUACAGCUGUGAUCAAUGUGGGGCAGCUUUCACACAACACAUUACCCUAAAAACACAUCAACGCAUUCAUACUGGAGAGAAGCCGUACAGCUGUGAUCAAUGUGGGAAAACGUUUACUAGGAGUAGUAACCUUGAAAACCACCAACGUGUUCACACUGGAGAGAAGCCGUACUGGUGUGAACAAUGUGGGAAAACUUUUUCUCAGAGUAGUAACCUUAAAAAACAUCAACACAUUCACACUGGAGGUAAACCUUACAGCUGUGAUUUAUGUGGUAAAAUCUUUUCUCUGAGCGGUAGCCUAGAAAGCCACCGACGUGUUCACACUGGAGAGAAGCCGUACUGGUGUGAUCAAUGUGGGAAAACUUUUUCUCACAUUAGUAACCUUAAAAGACACCAGCGCAUUCACACUGCCUCGUAGUGAACAUGUUUCCGAGCCAAGCUGUUUCCUCCUGCCUCCUCCUCAUGCCCUGAUAGCUGUGUUGUUAUAUUCUGAUCUUCUCUCCACAUUGAAGGCUGACCA